AUGCUAGGGUUAAACGCUGGCCAGCACGGCCUCCUCAACGCCGCUGUAGCCUCGGCCAGCACCGGCUCAUCGGCGUUUCCUCGGAUGAUGUUGCCCGACUUGACCCGCGCGUCGGCUUGCAACUCGGUGCCUGGCUUCCACGUGUACCCGCAGCCCUCCCGCCUCUCCGGGGAGUGCUCGCCCGAUGUGAGUGUGUUCGCGCCUUCCACACCCGCGCCCGCGCCCAUCGACCUCAACGCCACCCCGGCGGCCGGUGGCUCGUCAUCCGGUGGCGCGAGGAAACGCGCACGGCAAACGCCGGCCGGCGUGCUCCCGGAGGCCUGCAACCUGUUCGACGGAAUGUCGUCUGCCGUCGACGAGGACUACAUGCAGAACCUCAUCUUCGAGGGCGGUGCGCCGGCCGCUGGCUACGAUCCCGACGAGACACACAGCCAGGACGGCCGUGAGCCGUUCACGCCGGCCGCUGGCUAUGAUCCCGAUCAGGCGGCCUUCAUGCGUGAUCAGGUCGGCAUCGACCUGGACGGCUUCCCACUCGACCAUGAGUUCCCGGACGACUACGGGCUAAAGGAAGAGGACGAGUGCGACAUUGAAGUGGAGCCCUUGUUCGAGGACGAGCUCGCCAACCAAACCGCUGGUCCUAAGCUGAAGCGCAAGAGCAAGCGCACGAAGGCAUACACGGCGGCCGAGGACAAGCUUCUUUAUGAGUGUUGGCGAGACAUUGGACAAGACCCCAAGACCGGCGCCGAACAAAAGCAUUCAACCUUUUGGAUUCGUGUCUAG
This is a messenger RNA of Triticum urartu, 780 nucleotides long. RefSeq lists its product as uncharacterized. Lineage: Eukaryota; Viridiplantae; Streptophyta; Magnoliopsida; Poales; Poaceae. The record is from RefSeq and is a predicted model, not a curated record.